Messenger RNA from Melozone crissalis (California towhee), 885 nucleotides. RefSeq names its product myozenin 1 (gene MYOZ1). Gene Ontology annotation, molecular function: actin binding; FATZ binding; telethonin binding. The transcript has 5 exons. Lineage: Eukaryota; Metazoa; Chordata; Aves; Passeriformes; Passerellidae. Bases 1 to 885 code for a protein of 294 amino acids. The record is from RefSeq and is a predicted model, not a curated record. Gene Ontology annotation, cellular component: Z disc; actin cytoskeleton.
AUGCCCCUUGCAGGGACUCCUGCUCCUCUUAAAAGGAAAAAGUCCACUAAACUCAUUGGGAAGCUGACCCAUGAAGCUAUGCCACAAGAGGUGUCCAAGCUGAACCUGGGGAAGAAGAUCAGCAUCCCCAGAGAUGUGAUGCUAGAAGAGCUUUCUCUCCUCACCAACAAAGGAUCCAAGAUGUUCAAAUUACGUCAGCUAAGAGUGGAGAAGUUCAUUUAUGAGAAUAACCCUGAUGCCUUCACUGACAAUUCCGUGGAUCACUUCCAGAAGUUCAUCCCGCCGGGAGGGAGCUAUGGGGAGGACGCUCACGGCCAUGGCCACGGGCGGAUGGCGGGAGGAGCGGCGGCGGGGCAGCACGGCUCCAGCACGCAGCAGCAGCCCGGGGCCCCUCCCAGGCCUGCGAGCAGAGCAGGCGCCAGGGAUGGUGAAGGGGAGCAUGCAGGGAAAUCAUCUGGGAGUGCUGGGGAAGGAGGCGAUGGUACUGACAAAGAUGGGAAGUCAGGAGGCAAAAAAGUGACUAUAUUUAAAACUUAUAUUUCCCCUUGGGAACGAGCGAUGGGUAUCAGCCCUGAGGACAAAAGCCAGUUCUCCACGGACUUGCUGUCGUACAGCCCCAAAGCUGAUUUCCCCCACUACAAGUCUUUCAACCGGACUGCCAUGCCUUAUGGGGGUUUUGAAAAAGCAGCCAAACGGAUGACCUUCAAAGUGCCUCAGUUUGAUAUCUGCCCUUUGCUCCCAGAAUCUCUCAUGAUAUAUAAUCAAAAUUUCAGCAAAAGACCCUCCUUCAACAGAACCCCGAUACCUUGGAUGCCUUCAGGAGACUUCUCAGAGUACCAGACUGCAGUCAAUGUGCCAAUGAGUGGUGAAACAGAGGAGUUGUAA